Molecule: messenger RNA, 231 nt
Organism: Chaetomium globosum CBS 148.51
Lineage: Eukaryota; Fungi; Ascomycota; Sordariomycetes; Sordariales; Chaetomiaceae
Exons: 2
Coding region: 1-231 (76 amino acids)
Source: RefSeq, a predicted model, not a curated record
AUGGGAAUGCAUAAAAGGAGACCCACGAGUUCGACGCCAUGUUGCUGUGGGCCGGCGGCCUGCACAGACUCUGAUGCCGUGGGCGCUGCUGGAGCUGCUGGAGCUGCUGGCGCUGCUGAUGCUGCCGGAGCUGCUGGAUCGGCUGGCGCGGCUGGAGCGGCUGGAGCUGGCUUUGCCGCCGCUGCUGCUGGCGUUGAUGUUGCUGGCGCUCGUUGGAACCUGGAGGAGUAG